Molecule: messenger RNA, 876 nt
Organism: Candoia aspera
Lineage: Eukaryota; Metazoa; Chordata; Lepidosauria; Squamata; Candoiidae
Product: nucleoplasmin-like
Exons: 6
Coding region: 1-876 (291 amino acids)
Biological process (GO): positive regulation of DNA replication; chromatin remodeling
Cellular component (GO): nucleoplasm; nucleolus; cytoplasm
Molecular function (GO): histone binding; RNA binding; chromatin binding
Source: RefSeq, a predicted model, not a curated record
AUGGCCUUGGAAGCCAGCUCUGCUACCAUUGAAAGUUUUUGCUCAGAAAAGCCUGUCUGUGUAAUCUGGGGAUGUCAGCUCAAUAGGGAGAGCCGGAUAUACACAUUUGAUACGCCAGAAGAAUGGUCAUGUGAGCAGCAGUUAGCUCUAAGAACAAUCUGCCUUGGGGAAAAUGCCAAGGAUGAAUUCAAUGUUGUAGAGAUCCUGCCGCCAAAGAGUAGCACAAAUUCUACUCCUGUGCGCAUCGCAACCCUGAAACUUUCUGUACUCCCGAUGGCUACUCUAGCAGGUCUUGAUCUGACUCCUCCCAUCACAUUUAGGCUAAAAUCAGGAUCUGGACCUGUGUACCUUGCUGGACAACAUGUAACAGUUGGCUUGCACUGGAAUGGAGAUGAUGAUCAGGAGGGAGGCUCAUCUUCUUCAUCACAGCAAAAUGAUGAGACAGAAAGUUCUUCCAAGGAAGACUCACCUGUAAAACCUGUGAAGUUUCCACCCAGCAAGCGUGUAUCUGCAGCCAAGAAGGAUCAAGAGCCCCCGGUUCAGGAGCCAACUCUGUGCCUGGAAGCCGCCGGCGGUCAAGGAUGCCGGACCAAGCCUCCGGAGGCGUCCCGGCAGCUUCUGCUCGGUGUCCCCGUUUUUCACCGGGCGGCUCACACGAGGCGGCGGCGGGAGGAAGACGGCGGAGAGGGAGGCCAGACCCGCGGGGGUCGCCGGCCUCCCGUGCUCCGCCCAGCCGCCCCUUUGCCCUCGCGGGCUGCCGGACCCCGCCUGGGGCGGAGCCCGCCGCUGCCGGGGAGCGCCUUGGAGAGGGACCGACGGCCGCGCAAGCCCCACGAGGACCCAGUCACUCUCGAACAGAGACUAAACUUUGCAUAA